Molecule: messenger RNA, 1677 nt
Organism: Penicillium waksmanii
Lineage: Eukaryota; Fungi; Ascomycota; Eurotiomycetes; Eurotiales; Aspergillaceae
Exons: 4
Coding region: 1-1677 (558 amino acids)
Biological process (GO): transmembrane transport
Molecular function (GO): transmembrane transporter activity
Source: RefSeq, a predicted model, not a curated record
AUGGCCAGCCGUGGGAACUCAAUUCAGGAGGUGCAUGAGUCUCAGCCUGCUCCGUCGCAGCCUGUGACAGCUGAGCCUGCCUCCGCACAAAAGUCAAAGUCUCGUACCGGGGUUUGGGGCAAGAUUAAAGGACUGUUUGUUCAAGAUGUUCGAGAUGAAAUACCUCCUUACAAGGACAUUGAAGUUCACACCUGGAAUGGUCCCGACGACCCGGAAAACCCCUUCAACUGGGGCAUGAAAUACAAGUGGCUUCUCACGAUCACGGUCUGCUUCAUCUCUAUCCUUACUGGUCUUCCAGCAGGUACCUAUGGAUCUGGAAACGACUGGAUGGAAAAGGAGUUUGAUGUCCAGAACUCGCCAUUCCCUAACCUUUACUGGGCUACAACCUCAUGGAACAUGGGUGCGGCUUUCUGGCCGCUGAUCUUCGUGCCCCUCACAGAGUCCUCCGGUCGCAUGCCGGGAUAUUUUGUGGCAUAUAUCAUUCUGGUCAUCUCGCUCUUCCCUUCCGCGUUCGCGAAGAACUUUGCUACAUUGGUAGUGACGCGUUUCUUCGGCGGUGGCGCUUCGUCAGUCUCGAUCAACAUUGUCGGAGGAAGUAUCAGUGAUGUUUGGUUUGGUGAAAAGGCGCGGAGUCUGCCAAUGUCUAUCUUCGGAUUUACUAGUGUUGUUGGUAUUGCUCUUGGACCGUUUAUUGGUUCUGCAAUUGUUCAGAUUCCUCGAAGCGAGCCCUGGCGAUGGAUCUUCUAUAUCCAGAUUAUUUACAACGCUGCUCUUAUUCCCGUUUUCUGGUUCAUCCUCCGCGAAACACGACCAGAUGUCAUUCUUAAAGCCCGCGCCCGAAAGCUCCGGAAAGAAACCGGACGCCCUAUCUACGCAGCCGCCGAGAUCAACGCACCAAACAAGCUCGCUCUAUUGCAGAUCUCCUUCAAACGCCCUACCCGAAUGCUGACUUCGGAGCCUGUGGUGAUCUUCUUUACACUUUGGAUCAGUUUCGCCUGGGGAAUUCUGUACCUGUUCUUUUCCAGUGUUGUGCAAACCUAUUCGACAAACUACAACUGGGGUACGCUCGCAACAGGUCUGGUACAACUCGCAAUCUCCGUCGGAGCGAUCAUCGGCACAAUAAUCAACCCCAUCCAGGAUUGGUUUUACUUCCGCUCUGCAAGGAGAAAUACAGAGAAGCCAGGACGUCCAAUUCCGGAAGCGCGCUUGUAUACCGCGAUUCCUGGCAGUCUACUAUUUGCCGCAGGUCUUUUCUGGUAUGGAUGGGCUAGUAUGCCUGACGUGCACUGGAUUGUCCCUACAAUCGGUAUCACAGCCGCCGGAAUCGGAAUUUACUCUAUUUAUAUGGCCGUUGUGAAUUAUCUCACCGAUGCUUAUGAGCGAUAUGCCGCAUCCGCUCUUUCGGCUGCUUCGCUGGGCCGGAAUUCCUUCGGCGCUUUCUUGCCACUUGCUUCGCCUCAGUUAUUUAGCAAUCUGGGCUUCGGCUGGGCUGGUACUCUUCUUGGCUUCAUUGGAAUUGCGUUGUCUGUUGUUCCUGUUGUUCUGGUGCUGAAGGGACCGCAAAUCCGGGCUCAUAGCACUUUCAUGCGGGAGGCGAUGUGGGAACCGGAGGAAAAGGUUGAGAUUGAUCAAUCUGGUAAAAGUGAGAUGGGACCCAGCGCUGAGGGCAUUGCUUGA